Molecule: messenger RNA, 471 nt
Organism: Penicillium samsonianum
Lineage: Eukaryota; Fungi; Ascomycota; Eurotiomycetes; Eurotiales; Aspergillaceae
Exons: 3
Coding region: 1-471 (156 amino acids)
Source: RefSeq, a predicted model, not a curated record
AUGUCUCUCCCCGAUCCUUUACUAGACAGGUAUAACUGUCCCGCCUUCUUAAGAAACUGCGAUGCGUACAGAGAGUACCUCAUCAAGACUGAUACCCGGGAUCUCAAGCUCCCACCUUACACGACCAACUCUGCUGGUCAAAUCAUUGUGUACCAUGGUGAGUUACCAAGGGCCUCCGAGUUGGUUAUUAAUCGAACGCAGAUCCCUAUCUCGGCCACAACAAAUCUCCAUCAACACAUCAUAAGACAUGGGGUUCAACUCGCGACGAAUACCUCGGGCCGAUUGACCCAGGCCAAGAAAGAUGCUGCCAUCAAGUGGUACAUCUCCCUGCUGGAGGCCGAAAAGGAUGAUGACCAUGAGAACGGCAAUGAGGAUAGCGACGAGGACGAGGACGAGGAGGGCAAUCUGGAGGACAACGAUGAGGAGUAUGCUGAGGACGACGAUGAAGACUAUGAUGAAGAUGAUGAUUGA